Cladocopium goreaui is the source of this 8190-nucleotide messenger RNA. NCBI's taxonomy places the organism in Eukaryota, Dinophyceae, Suessiales, Symbiodiniaceae. The record is from the annotation of a GenBank genome assembly.
AUGGAAGCACGCACUGCCCGGCCCAUUGUGCCGUUUGCUGACUCCGCCAACCACUCAAUUGGCUCAUCGGAAGGAGGGACCACCCUGCUGACUUCUGCGGAUAUUGACACCAUCCAGAAGCUUGAAUUUGGCCCCCGCCUCUUGACGCUGAUCAAACAUCGACGCUGGCCUGAUCUGCUGCGUGAACGUGCAGGUUGCUUGUAUCUCUCCCGUCACUGCCUGCUGUGCGGCCAAUACGUAGGCAGGGCACAAGCGAUGCAUCACCAUGUCAGAGCCGUUCACCGAGCAGCCAUUGACCAGGUACAGACAAAGGCAACUCAGUUGACGAACCUGCAUAGCGAUGAGAGUCCUUGCACAGCAUGCGGGGUGACCUUCAUCUAUGGUCACUCCUGCAACGUAUGGUUCCAGGUUGCCCUUUUGAUUGUCCACGGCCCGAGGAUGACAGCUACCUCAGCAACUGAGUCACCGGUGCAUCUGCAGUGCGAGAUAUGUGGCAUCACCUGUGAAACUUCUCAGGAACUCCAUGCCCACCUGAGACAAGAACACAGAUUGGUGAGCUCAGUCUGGCAAGAAAGCAGGGAUAGCUUCCAGGGAGAUCCCGUUUGCAACCACUGCCAUCUUUUGUUUCAAACGAUGGCUGGAUUGCGUUCUCACAUAAACCAGGGCAGAUGUGAGAAGUUUGACCCAGAUCUUUCUUCCACACCCUCUCCUGUCCUGGACAUAUGGCGGGAAGCCUGCUGCCAAGGUGCCUUUGAGCAGGUGCUCCAGAGCUCGCACAACAAGCUCCGCCUGACACUUCAAUGUCAAUGCUGCCCCAAGAGGUACACUCGUGCCGCCGACUUGUCGGCACACAUCCAGGGCUCCCAUGCAGAGAUCUGGAGUGCUGCACAAUUCCUGGUGCACCAGAUGGUUCAACGGUACUAUGGCACCUUGGGCUGUGUUUGCAACCCAUCAUGCAAUGUGAACAGACUUCAUCACAUUUGCUUGCCGUUCUGGCAGCUUGCAAUGCAAUUUGUGCGCCUCCCCAAUGCGAUUUACAUGCCAGCCUGCCAGCGCACCACUGAGAUUGCCAGGGUCCUGCCUCCUCAUGUCCCAGCUGACCAGCGUGAAUCCCUGGAACAAGCUCUUGGCAGAUAUGAUCUGACGACGGUGUGGACUGACUCCCUGCUCCUGGACACCUUGAGUGGCAGCUGCUUGCUGUGUGGCCUCGACAUGCUGCCGGCAGAACUGUACUAUCACCUGCAUGAGGCGCACUCUGGUCUGCAUUCGGUAGUCAAAUCAUAUGUCACACAAUUGCAGUCGCACGUCAUGCCACACUUCGAUAGUGAUUGUGCCUGCUUUGCAUGUGGCCAGAUUUUCAAUACCCCAACAGCAGCCACUGAUGCCGCUACACUUGCCUCCAGACAACAGCUGGUUCAAGCACACGUACGUGCACAGUGCCCAAGCGUCUUGCAACUUGCUAUGGAGAACGAUGGAGCCAUUCAACAGAUGCUGCAAUCCUUUCAGAACCUGGUGCCUCUCCUGGAUCCCAACCUGAAGUUGCAGCCAAACCCAGGCGCAAGCAAAAAACAACGCAGACUUCCGGCCGAAGAAGCAAAUGGCCGCGCUCAAACACCAGGUCCUCGCCAAGAACAAGCCCAAGAUCAACGGAAGAUCCUGGAAAUGAUGGCGCGACUGCUUCUGAGAGUGGAUCGAGACCUACAGGUGCUGCAGCGGGAAACCACCUUCAUCUUCUAUUUCAGCUGCAACGAAGAAACGGGAGUGCUCCCUCAGCUGCUGCAGGUGGCGGACAAGUGGCACAAGGACAUGCAGGCGGGUGCAUCAUCAUCGAAGAUGCCAUUGAGACAGGUCCUGUCGCAAACAGUGAUCCAUACACUGGCGACACGGGUCACCAAACUGCUGGAAGCCCAGGAAGAUUCCCAACUGAUGCAAGUGGCCCGGAAAUCCCAAAUUUUGCUGGAGAACAAGACGGUGCCGUUCAUGGAAUGGAAUGGACACGAGCAACGCCUGCAGAUCUCCAGCAAAACUCCAGUGAGCUUGACCAAAAUGAGCCAGCACUGCACCGAACUGAUGGACAGCUUCAGCAAUGCCAACCUCAUCAUGAAGUUCCACUCGCUGCCCACCAAGCAGGGCAGCCUGGUGACUCCCUGGCGUCUGCAGAUGUCAUGCAGGGAGGACAGGACAUACGAGCUGCUGGCACAUCUGGCUCAGUCCCAAAUUUGGACGCUCCUGGCAGCCAGCCUCAAGAUGCACAACCAACACCAAAGCUCCCUGGCGACCAAUAUCGAAACCAGCCUGGGACUGAAACCGAACAAGGGUCAGGGAAAGGGCAAGACACGCCACAAAGGCAAAGCCAUGAAGAUGGAGCUUGCAAAUCCGAACAAUUGGUGCUUCUGCAAUGUGGCUGUUUACUCCAUGCUUUGGACGUUGCUGAAUCUUCGAACCUAUGAGCCAGCAAUUUGGGGUACGCAAUGUCAAGAGAUCAUGAAUUUUUUGCUGACUGCCUGCCAAGGGCUGUGUAGCUUAGCCGCUCAGCCUUUCUUUCGUGAGAUCUUGCGGUGUUGGGGCCGAGAUGAUCUUGGACACCUUGUGUCCACCAUCUCACAACAGGACUCGUCAGAGUUCAUCCAUGUUUGGUUGCAGCAAAUGCAGACCUCAGCCUUUUGGAUGCAGUGGGAAAAACGUGUGAUCAUUUCCGAUGCUCCUCAUGCAAUGGAUGCAAGCAGAGAACGUUACAUGCCCAUAUGCCUCAAGUUUGAUGAACUCUCAGUGCGAUCUGAUUUUUGCACCUUGAACUCCUUGAUUUCAACUUGGCAACAGGUGGAUGGCAUGACCACAGCGCUUCUUCAUGCCCCUGACUGCCUAUGCGUGCACAUUGACAGAUGUGUGCUGAAUCCUGACAUGUCCAUUUCCAAAUGUAGGAGCAAACUGCAGACGGAUGAAGAGUGCUUUUUUCCUGUUUUCACUGGAGAUGGCAUUGCACAUGUUUUUCAUGGAUAUAUGGUGGUUGCGGUGAUGUCCCACUUGGGUUCAGAUGCUGCUGGCCACUACAGAGCGGCCAUGAAAAUUCGCUCAAUGAUUGGGCAGUGCAACAAUCCGAUUCAGUGGCUGAUCACCGAUGACUGGCGCAAACCGGAGGCAGUCUGGACUCAGCCCAUUUGGAUUCAGGAAGAAACCACCAUGGCCUGGCUUGUGAAAACGGAGACCAUCAAUGAUCGGAGCGGAGUUGCCCCUGGACCUCCACCACGAUCUGCACAGCUUUCUUUGCAUGACAGCACUGAUGACGAACGGCCUGCACAGGAAGAUGACAUACCAGAAUUGGGUUCAGCCAUUGCCUUGCUGACCAGACCUGAUCAAAGCUUGAAUGCCCCACUGGCUGCAAAGCGAGCUCGUGUUCACGAAGACACUACGUUGGAGCGGUUCGAUGAGUUACUCUCCUGCCCUGAUGCUGAUGUGCCUUCGGAUCACCUUGCACCAUCCGGACACUCGGCGUUUUUCAGAACAGCAUCAAUUUGCGGCAUUCUGCUCUUGCCCUGGACUUUUAUCAUGAUCACCGCUGACAACUUGAUGUCAUCACAGCCUGAGCUGAGUGGGGGUGAGGGUUGUCUCGAUGAGUCAUGGAUCGAGACUGAAGCAGACUUCAAUGCCUCCAGCCUGUAUAACCUUUUGACUGCAAACUUACAUGACAAAGCGCUGCAAAUGGACUGCGGUCCUGAGAGUUCUGGCAGGCCAUGCCACCCGCUAAGUGGGGUGCAGAAGCGCAGUUACAAAAGGGCGAUUCGAAGGGCGCAGCAAUGUGGCAGUGCUUGGUAUCGUGGCAAAUGCAUGACGCUGGAUCAACUGGCACCUGGCACCACACCGAUCAGAUCAAUAUCCAAUCACCAGCACACACAGCCACCAACGAGGCCACAUCAGAUUCCUCAGAACAGAAUGCACAUCGGCCAUGUGAAUAUGGGUGGACUCGCACAAGAGCGCCUCCAUGAGGUAAAGAUCUGGGCGCUUCAAUCUGCAUUGGAUAUUUUGCUCCUGAGUGAAACGCGCUGGUCAUUUGAAGCGGAGUGGACCGACCAGUGGUGGUACCAUAUCCAUUCCGGAACUGAAAGUGACAAGGCUGAUGGACUGCUUUUUCUCAUCAGAAAAUCCUUGUGCCGCCCAGACCAGAUUGGAUUCACAGCUCCACUGCCAGGCCGCCUGGGCCACCUGAGAUUGCAUUUCCAGAAGAGAUCCAUGGACAUACUAGGAUGUUAUCAAUAUGCUGACACCAUAGAUCAUCACCGUAUGCACCACCGUAGUCUUUUUUGGAAUAAACUGGAACAACAUGCCGCGCACUUGCCGCACCGCAACAGUGUUCUCAUUUUGGGAGAUUUCAACUGUAGUGCCACGCCAGCUGGACCCUAUGCUGGCACCAAUCAGCAUACAUGGAAAGGAGCACUUUGCACCAGCUCCCCACACCGAGACAGUCAUGUCUUCAUGGAGUUUUUACAGAAGUUUCAUCUCAACAUUUUGAACAGCUGGAAUGCCAAGAAUCCCCCAACGUUUGAGCACAGUUUUGCAGCCUCUAGCAUUGAUCACAUGAUCAUGAGAAUUGCCGAUACUGAUGCCACUGCCAAAGAUGUGAAAUUCAUCACUGCAGCCCCUUUUCUGCCACUGGCCGGUGCUCGACACACGCCAAUGAUUUGUUCCGUGAGGAAAAUCCCGUAUGUGUUCACUCGCAAAGCACAGGCCAAUGUGUGCAAUUUCCAACAGACCAGACAGCUGAAGCACCAGAAGAUGCAAGACCUACUCCUAGAAGUUGCACAUGCAUCCUCCAGACAUGAUAGCUUUGCCGUUUAUCAAACCAUCCGGAAGUAUACGCCAAAACAGCCCAUGAAACGCAUACGACUCCGUUUGAUGGAUGGCACCCCAGCCAAUGCUGAACAGGUGAUGAACAUGACCAGGGACUACAUUCAGGAGAUCUGGCAUGACUCUGAACCCAUUCAGCUGCUUCAACCAGCACCAACGGGCAUUCCGUUUGAUUUGGAUGAACUUGUUUUGGAAAUUUCCAAAAUACCUGUCACCAAAGCAGUAGCACGCAGCUGCCUUCCUGGCAUUUGUUGGAAGACCCAUGCUCAACAGGUUGCUGAGUUUUUUUACGCCAAGCUCCAGGUCUGGUGGACCCAGCAACCAGUGUUCAUACCCCAGCAGUGGAAAGAUGCGCAUUUGACUUUUAUCAAUAAACCCUCCAAGACUCCAGAUAGACUUGGUCAUCUUCGACCGUUGGCCCUGUUGGAACCGGUAGGGAAGUGCAUCUUAGGUCUCAUCACAGCCAAAUUUGCAGCUGCAGUCCAGCCACUGCUUUGCCCCUGGCCACAACUGGCAUUCAUGCGUCAAAGAUCAACCUAUGAUGCCAUUCGAAGGGUUAUCACACAUUGCAACAAGGUUAGAACCAUGACUGCCUCCCAGCGUCGCAGUGUGCAUGCCCGUGCCAAGCAAGAACCCUGCUAUCAGAUCUGUGGUGGGAUACAAGUGCUGCUGGACGCAAACAAGGCCUUCGAUCUUGUCCCCAGAAAGUCACUGUUUGGCUUCAUCAAUGCCCUGCCCAUCGAUCAGGUGUUGGUCACUUUGCUGAGUGAAUGGCACACAAACACAGCGUACGUUGUAUCAGAUGGAAGCACUGCUCAACGAGUUGCAACGGGACGGGGAGUCAGACAAGGAUGUCGUGCAGCUCCAAUAUUGUGGUCAAGCCACACACUUCACUUGUUUUACCAACUGCGAGACAACAUCAGCGCACAGUGGAUCAAAAGUUGCCUCACUGCUUUCGCUGACGAUCUUCAUUGUUGCGAGGAGUUUUACAGUGAAAUGCAACUGCAGUCGGCCCUAAAGAGGUUGCCUGUCCAGACUCAAGCCAAGUAUUUGGGUGUCAUGGUAGGAUACAACUUGUUUGAACGCAACACUGCUCUGCUGACCAUUCCUGGCGACGAGGCAGUGGACCCAUCCAGGCAUUUUGCCUUGAGCGUACAGACCAGGAUGGCUUCUGAUCAGCAGUAUCCGAAACUGACCCCUGCGGCGUUGACUCUGUUGAUGACCAAACCAUAUGGACCUACAGCACUGCAAUGUGUCCGUGAACGCAACUGGGAUGCCCUGCAAACUCAGCCUGAUGCCCUGACUGACUGGACACAUCACUGUGUUCUUUGUGGAGUUUUUUGCAACAGACCGCAGGAUCUGAACCUGCACAUGCGGACGCAGCAUCCCACAUUGCUGCCGCACGUGAUGUCCAAGGCAAUGAAGUUCUGCGUUGUGAUGUCUGCGCUGAACAUUUUCAGGCAGCUUGGAAUGAUGGUGCAGAAGAUGGCGCAACCCAUGUUCUUGCCUUGGACGUUUGAGCGUGCACAGCUGCGCCAGUUUUUGGCAGCUGUACAUCAUGAGCCUGCAAGUGAACGACUGUGUGAUGUCCUGACUGCCAGACACUUUGACCAACUGUGGAACUCACUGACCGAUCAGUCUUGGCUCAGAUUCACCUGCAGCACCAGUGCCCUGUUGCCCUACAAACUGCAUUGCUUCUUCAAGAUCAUGGACUACUCGCCACACUUCACGGCAGAGGACUCCGCAAUGCUGGAGACGUUCAAGCAGAUGGGCUCACUGCUCACCCAAGAAAGGUACGCUCGACCCGACGUCGCCAGGGAGAGCAAGAAACACAAGCCGAAUGGGGCAACGCCAGAAGAACCAGACGUCGCAACGCUGCCCCUAUUGAGGGCAAUGGGCCAACUACUGCUACGAGUGGAUGCGGAGCAACAAGCUCUCAAACGUCAAGACUCAUGGAUUUGCUUUAUGCAAACCGAGCCGCAGGCCCUGCUCCCAGCGCUGGUCCAGAAGGCAGCCGAAUGGAAACAGAGGCUGACAGUGAAGCAGGAGACCCCGGAGGUGCCGUUCUUGCCACUGAGAUGCUAUCUGGCCCAGCACCUGGCGGCCACAUUGAAUCAGAGGGUUACCCGACUGGCCAGCUGCGGCAACGAGGACCCACUGAAGAAAGUGGCCCUGGAUCAGGGAGUUCUGACCCGGAAGGCCAGUUUGUGUUCCAGCGCUGGAGCCCACAAGCACAGGCCAACAGCUCCAGACAAUGCUGGGGAAGGGUCAAGGCAAAGCGCCGAGCAAAGGCAAGGGCAAACAUCAGAACAAAGCCAAAGUGCAGCAAUAGCGGAUAGCUCUGAUGAUGUUGCUCUGCCAAACAGACACUCUUUGCUACGGGGCCUGGCCAAUAUCCGACUGGCCAAUGACUCCAACUGGUGCUAUGUGAAUGCGGCCUUCCUGACCAUACUUUGGUCCUAUCUGAGUCUUCAAACGUUUGACUUGGACCAGUGGGGAUCUCAUGCCAUCCAAAUUGCCCAACUUUUAUAUCGAUCUGGUUCGGAACCCAUUGAACUGUCAAAGAUUGAUUUUUUGCAACCAGUUUUUGAACAAUGGCAGCAUUUGGGCAAUCAGGGUGACCCGGUUGAAUUUCUUGCUCAUCUGAUGCGGGGACUCAGUUUUACUGGCAUCAAUUUGAGUUGGGAAAAGCGUGUGCAGAUUGGUCUCCUCACUGAAGUCAUGGAUGAAAGUGAUGCUUACACACCACUUAUUUUGCAAUUUGAUCCGGCUAUGUUACAGGAUGACUCCUUAACUUUGAGCCAAAUGAUUCGUGAUUGGUCCAAUCAAGAUGGAAUGGUGACUGCGCUGACGCACCAGACACCCCUCAUCUGUGUGCAACUGGACCGACACAUUCGCUCAGGCACUGGACAGAUUGCUAAGUGCGACAUCCCAGUCAAUUUCCACUGGGGCAUUGACUUGCCUUUUUACACUGGACAGGACCUUGCCAUCCACUGGCGCUCAUACAGAGUCAUUGCUGCCAUUGCGCACUUAGGUCAUGACACAGCAGGCCACUGCAGAACCAUGCUGAGAGUCCAGAUGAACUCUACAGCGCGGGAACCAUACAUGUUUCUUUUGACUGAAGAUUGGACGCAGGCCAAACCGAUCUGGAAGGAGCCUUCUUGGUUUUUGCGUAACAUCUCCUGCUUUUGGCUUGGUGAAUGGGAUUCCGUUGAUCUGCAUCAAUUUUCAGAGCCUGCCCUGAGCCAUAACACGCGACUGACUGCAGUGACGCCUUCCGUGGUGGGUGCACAAGAUUUGCUCAGCCACUUUGUUGAGGGAACCGAUGACAGUGUCCUGAACACCUGA